CAAUAUGUGUGCGUGUGAUUUUAGUUCAGUUUUAAGUCAUUCCUGCUGUUGAGAUGGAAUCCAACAAUAUUGUGGUAAAAACUGAAACUGAUAAUAACUGUGUGGCUGGAACUGACAGUUUCAAUAAACUAGAAAUCACAAGUGCGAAGACUGGAUUCGCAGACGAAGAUGAAUGCCAUAUACAAUCAGGGGAAUCAAUAGCGAUCAAGCAGGAAGUACACGAAUUUGAAGACGAUGCAACUGAAUUCAAAUCUGAAGAAGUCUUGUUCGAAACCAAGAUCGAACACGAAGAGCCAGUGGUUAACUUUCCAAAGAAAAGUUCACAAAACCAAAAAGGCAGCGAACCAAAGAAGAGCUCUGUUGCAAACUUAGGUAACGAACGCUACAAGUGUGUAAAAUGUACCCUAAUGUUUAGCAGCCAUACAGAUCUGUUACAUCAUUCGAAUAGUCACGGUCCUAAUAACAAUCUUCGGCUCUACCGUUGCGGUUACGGAAACUGCUUUCAAGUUUCAAAGACGGCCAACCUCCUGUUGAGGCACAUUGAUCUCAAACAUGGGAAUUGCCGUCAGCCCUUUGCUUGUGGCAUAUGCGGUCAAAAAUUCGAUACCGUGGCAGAUUUUGAACGGCACCGAGAUGCUAUGCAUCAAAAUCCAUUGUUGUGUAUCGAAUGCGAUAGAUUAUUUGGCAGUGAAAGCGAAAUAGUCAAACAUUACAAAACGGAACAUGGUGACAAUGCAAAACCCAAGAAAUCAACUAAGCCGAAACUCCCUGCCCUGACGCUAUUCGAGCGAAAGAACCUUGAGAAGAAAGCCGCCCAGACCUACGUUUGCAAAAUUUGUCUGAUCGAAUUCAAAGAUCCUGUAGACGCCAAAUAUCACGUUAAUCAUCAUCACCCGGAUGUAAGACACCGCAGCUGUGAAAAGUGCGGUCGAACUUUUGUCCGCAGAACAGAUAUGCUACGACAUUCCAGAAUAAGUAAUUCAUGUGGAAACCCGGCCUUGAAAUGGAGGAAUUUUGUUUGUAAUUUUUGCAACAAAAGCUUCCCCAGUAUACACGAUCUGAAUCAACAUGUGACCCUGCACGCAGAUCAGGAUCCCGACUUCAAACAGUACACCUGUGAGCUGUGCGGGAAAUCCUUCACGGUAGCGGCUGACUACGAGAUUCACGUGAAACGCCACAAGGGCCUCAGGCCAUUCAAGUGUUCCGAUUGUGGCAAACGCUUUGCCGACUUGGUGACGCGCAACCGGCACGAGAGCACCGGCGUGUGCCCGAACCAGAUGGUGAUCUGCUGCGUGGAGUGCGAUGAGGAGUUUAGCGGAGUGCUGAAGUUGGCUGCACACGUGUGCCCGGGGAAGAAGGCUGGUUGAUGGGAGAAAGAACCGUAGAUGGAACUCAAUCUGGUUUAUUAGAGUUUACAUCGAGUUAGGAAAUACUUGGAAAAAAGAGCAUCAUUAAAUUUAAAUACAACCUAUCAAAAAAUCGAAAAA
Molecule: messenger RNA, 1487 nt
Organism: Aedes aegypti (yellow fever mosquito)
Lineage: Eukaryota; Metazoa; Arthropoda; Insecta; Diptera; Culicidae
Product: zinc finger protein 271
Exons: 3
Coding region: 54-1367 (437 amino acids)
Source: RefSeq, a predicted model, not a curated record